AUGGACGACUCGCAGCGUCAUCGACUGGUCCAAUCCGCCUUCCAUGCCCUCGACCACAACAAGGACGGCUCCAUCAACGCCAGAGACCUCCUCUCCGUCUACGCCGACACUUUUCCCACCCCAGAGCCAGGACACGCCCCAUUGGACGAGGCAACAGCAAAUGCUUUGAUCUCAAUUGCAUCAAGCUACUCGACAGACGGACAGGAUUCGCCUUCGAUCUCCUUUCAAGAUUUCCAGCAUUUCUUGAAGAUCCACCGGAUAGAGGUCAUUCCGACCGAUAAGGGGUGGACCCGCGAGAGUCUGGAAGCAUUACUCAAGGACCUCACUCAGGUCAAGGCGAGGAUCUCGGAUAGCCUGCAUCAGGAAAGCGCCAGCGCAUCGUCUUCUUCCUUGACUGGUCCCGCAGAACCCGAGGUCUCAAAGAAAAAAACCCAGGAACCGGUCAUUGGAAGCAUCGAAUACAUAAAGCGUGUUUUGACCAGCGACACCGUCAAGCACCUGAUCGCUGGAGGUGCCGCAGGAGCGGUUAGUCGUACCAUCGUCAGCCCCCUCGAGCGCAUGAAGAUUUUAUUCCAGGCAAGCAGCCCUGAACCUGCAAACUACCAAGGAGUUAUUCCAACAUUACGCAAGAUGUGGGUGGAGGAAGGGUUCCUCGGGUUCAUGAGAGGAAACGGCACCAAUGUCAUACGUAUUGUUCCUUACAGUGCAGUUCAAUUCGCCAGUUACGAGCAGUUCAAGAAGCUGUUGGUGGAUCCUACCACACGCGAAUUGGAUACACCUAGACGAUUGACUGCAGGAGCAUUGGCUGGCUUGACUUCAGUGGCGUUCACCUACCCUCUUGAUAUUGUGCGCACUCGCCUAUCAAUCCAGUCCGCUCAGGUUGCAAACACAAAGGAAGCGCAGGCUGCGUUGCCUGGUAUCUGGAAAACAAUGGUUAAUAUUUACACCAAGGAAGGCGGCGUAGUCGGGCUCUACCGUGGACUCGGACCGACCCUGACUGGUGUUGCACCGUACGUUGCGCUGAACUUUCAAGCGUAUGAAGUGCUACGUUCACACUUGACACCACCAGGAGAAGUUGCGCCGUCUGUGGGCAUGAAGCUUAUUUGUGGCGCUGUUGCUGGAAGUUUUGCACAGACAGUGACUUACCCUUUAGACGUUCUUCGCCGCCGUAUGCAAGUCACAGGCAUGGACGCUGUUAGCUACAAGUACAGCUCUACGUGGGACGGUGUUAAAAAGAUUAUCAAGCAGGAGGGUGUGCGCGGUCUCUACAAGGGCAUGAUCCCUAACUACUUAAAGGGUAGGCUCAACACACAUCUCUACGAGAACAUGGUCCUCUAG
Linnemannia hyalina is the source of this 1338-nucleotide messenger RNA. Lineage: Eukaryota; Fungi; Mortierellomycota; Mortierellomycetes; Mortierellales; Mortierellaceae. The record is from the annotation of a GenBank genome assembly.